This is a messenger RNA of Acanthamoeba castellanii str. Neff, 1761 nucleotides long. RefSeq names its product Ras subfamily protein. The transcript is spliced from 12 exons. The coding region runs from base 1 to 1761 and encodes 586 amino acids. Lineage: Eukaryota; Discosea; Longamoebia; Acanthamoebidae. Gene Ontology annotation, molecular function: GTPase activity; GTP binding; calcium ion binding. Gene Ontology annotation, biological process: mitochondrion organization; small GTPase-mediated signal transduction; regulation of mitochondrion organization. Gene Ontology annotation, cellular component: mitochondrial outer membrane. The record is from RefSeq and is a predicted model, not a curated record.
AUGAAGGACCAAGUGCGCAUUGUCCUUAUAGGCGAUGAUGGUGCUGGCAAAACGUCCCUCAUUGCCACGCUGCUCGCCGAUUCCUUUCAGGAAGUGCAUAAGAUGGAUCAGCAACUGCGCACGGCCGACGUCGUGUGCCUGUGCUACGCCGCCGACUCGGAGAACGUCGCCGAGCGUAUCACGCACUGGCUGCGCCACAUCAGACACACUCGCCAGGAAUGCCGCGCCCCACAGGUGCCGGUGAUCCUUGUCGGGAACAAGAUCGAUCUGCGAGGGGAGGAUCUUACCAACCCCAAGCUGCAAGAGGACAUGGAACCCAUCAUGGAAGAGUUCAAGGAAGUGGAGACGUGUAUAGAGUGCAGCGCCAAGAGCUUUCUGAACGUGCACGAGGUCUUCUACUUUGCUCAGCGAGCAGUGCUCUACCCGACCGCCGUCCUCUACGACGCGGGGUCGCGGAGCCUCCGUGAGGAGUGCGUCGCCGCGCUCAAGCGCAUAUUCAAGCUCUGCGACAAGGACAGAGACGGAAUUCUUUCGGACGAUGAGCUCAAUGCGUUCCAGGCGCGCUGUUUCGGGGCUUCGCUCGACCCCGCGGAGCUGCAGGGCGUGAAGGACGUCGUGAGGGGCAACGUGGAGAACGGACUGACCGAGAAGGGCCUCACCCUCACCGGCUUCCUCUUCCUGCACCACCUCUUCAUCCAGAAGGGCAGACUCGAAACCACAUGGACCGUUUUGCGCCAGUUUGGCUACGACGACAAUCUGCGCGUAGAUGUGGCAUCGCUCUGCCACUCGCUUCCCGCCCCGCCCCCGUCUCACGUCUACGAGCUCUCACAGGCGGGCGUGGCGUUCUUUUCUUCGCUCCACCGGGCGUUUGACAAGGGCGCCGGUCUCGCGCUGGACGAUCUCGACGACCUGUUCUCCACGGCUGCGCCGGGCCUCCCCGCCCUGUGGACCUCGGGCGAGUUGGACCCCGCGACCGCGACGCAGCUGAACGCCGCCCACAUCUCCCUUCGCGGCUGGCUCGCUCUGUGGAGCUAUACGACGGUGCAUGACCACAAGACGACGCUCGAGUAUCUCGCGUGGCUCGGGUUCGAAUCCGACCCUCAGCUCGCGCUCGCGCUCAAGCCGCGUCGGGAGGCCUCCGCGCUGCUGUGCCUCGUGGUGGGCAGCCCGGCGCUGACCGACGCCUUCCUGGGCGACUUCCUCGGCAAGCGCGAUCACGAGCCGUCGCAUGCCACGUCCACCUCCAUCACCACCACCACCCGGUCCCCGUCUUCGCGCCUGGUGGCACUCGGCUCCCUUCCCGACAUCAGCGGAACAGAGAAAUACGUCGCCAUGCGGAAGUAUGGCCUCGAAGAGACGGAGGCGCUGAGGACGCGCCUGCAUGAGGCGUCGCUGGUCAUCGUCCUCUACGACUCCUCCGAUUCGCGAAGUCUCAGCAACACAGCGCACGCGGGCGCGGAGCUCAACAGCCUCUGCCGGAACCGAGACACGCCCAUUCUUCACCUGGCUCUCCACCACACGGCUACGCUGAUGUUACAACAGGACGGGGCCACAGUGCCGGACCUGAGCGAAAACGGAAUCCACUUGGAGGCAUUUGCCAGCUAUUCGACCCUUCUCAUCAAAGCCCACCAGCUGGCGCGGAGAGAGCAGGAGUGGCAGUGGCUGCCGACGUGGCCGCAGGCAGCCCUCUUGGGCGCCGUGGCGGUGCUGGUGGGUGGCAUCCUGCUCUACAGACACUUCAAGGGCAGCAAACAAGCCUAG